GAGGGCAAAGGCGGAAGUAAGCCAAUGGGCGGAGGCGAAGAGGAGUAGAGUCUGAGAAAGAGACGCAGGAAACCCGUUGACUCGGAGCCGCUGCGCUUGUAAAUAGAUCGGCGCCCUCACGCGGGGGUCACGUGAUAGAGGGCUUGAAUUACAAUGAGCAAACGCAAGCUGAAGGAGGAUAGCUUUACAAAUGGGGAAUGCAUAUCAAAGGUACAAAGAAUAUUGCGUGAAAGGUUCUGUCACCAGAGUCAAAAUGGGAAGUUGUUUGGAACUGAGCUGCAAUACAAACAAUUACUCGAGCUUCUGAAACGUACUGCUAUCAAUGGUGAAAGCAACUCUGUACUCAUUAUUGGACCUCGGGGAUCAGGGAAGACUCUGUUAACAUGUCAUGUCUUAAAGAAGCUCAUGGAAGUAAAGGAAGUAAGAGAAAACAUCUUACAAGUUCAUUUAAAUGGGUUACUACAGACCAAUGAUAAAAUUGCUCUUAAGGAGAUUACAAGACAGCUAAAUCUAGAAAAUGUGGUUGGAGAUAAAGUUUUUGGUAGUUUUGCAGAAAACCUCACGUUUCUUCUUGAAGCAUUAAAGAGAGGUGACCGUGCUCACAGUUGCCCGGUGCUGUUCAUCUUAGAUGAGUUUGAUCUGUUUGUCCAUCAUAAGAACCAGACUUUGCUGUAUAACCUCUUUGAUGUGUCCCAGUCAGCACAGACACCUAUAGCUGUUGUUGGUCUGACUUGUAGACUGGACAUUCUUGAACUCAUGGAGAAGAGAGUGAAGUCAAGAUUUUCACACCGGCAAAUAUACUUAAUGAAUUCAUUUGAUUUUAAAAAAUAUCUGAAUAUUUGUAAAGAACAGUUAUCCCUGCCUGCAGUAUUUCCAGAAAAGUCCUUUAUUCAAAAAUGGAAUAAGAAUGUACAGUCUCUCUUAGAAGACCAAAAGGUGCAAGAUGUACUGCAAAAUCAAUUCCAUUAUAGUAAAGACCUGCGGUCUCUCUUCAUGUUGUUGAUGCUUGCUUCAAGUAGUAUAACUGUGUCUCACCCGUAUAUCAAUGCAUCAGACCUUCUUGAAGCAGGCAAACACUGCAGAAUGGACUCUAAAGCAAAUAUUGUACAUGGUUUGUCUGUGUUGGAACUCUGCCUCAUAAUAGCCAUGAAACAUUUAAAUGAUACUUAUGGAGGAGAACCAUUUAAUUUUCAAAUGGUUUAUAAUGAGUACCAGAGGUUUGUACAGAGGAAGGCACACACAGUGUACAGUUUUGAGAAACCUGUUGUUAUGAAGGCUUAUGAACACUUGCUGCAUCUUGAAUUGAUAAAACCUGUAGAAGGACCAUCUAUGUGCACACAGAGAGAAUACUUGCUAAUGAAUCUUCUUUUGGACAACAACCAAAUUAUGGAUGCUCUGCAGGUUUACCCAAAUUGCCCAACUGAUGUAAAGCAAUGGGCUACAUCUUCAGUAAAUUGAUUGUGGAUUUGAAAUAUUUGAUGAGAUUCUGGAAAGUGGUACUUGGGUACAAAUAAACCAGACGAAAAAUCGGUGUUAUCUAUUGAAAGAUGACCUUUAAAAAUGUUCUUCAACUGCCCAAUGUACUUGAUUAAAAAGUGUAUCCUUCUUUUCUUUGGUUUAUUUGUUAAUAUUUCCAAAGAAGUGGAUUUUGAUCUGCAACAGAAAUCCAGUUUUCUGGGUGAUACCCAGAUUGGAGUGAAUUCAUUCGCUUGAGCAUGACUGAGUCUGUUGCAGUGGAUCUACGCUGUGUAUGACUAGCAUUGCAUACAGUCUGGUGUUCACCUUUUUCUUUUGGUUGUAGUCUAAUAAGUGAAUAAAGGAAAAUGUUUCUAUUUUAUUACA
Podarcis muralis (Common wall lizard) is the source of this 1842-nucleotide messenger RNA. RefSeq names its product origin recognition complex subunit 4 (gene ORC4). Gene Ontology annotation, molecular function: DNA replication origin binding. Gene Ontology annotation, biological process: DNA replication initiation; DNA replication. Lineage: Eukaryota; Metazoa; Chordata; Lepidosauria; Squamata; Lacertidae. Gene Ontology annotation, cellular component: nuclear origin of replication recognition complex; nucleus. The record is from RefSeq and is a predicted model, not a curated record.